This is a messenger RNA of Halteromyces radiatus, 414 nucleotides long. RefSeq names its product 60S ribosomal protein L23. The transcript has 3 exons. Gene Ontology annotation, biological process: translation. Lineage: Eukaryota; Fungi; Mucoromycota; Mucoromycetes; Mucorales; Cunninghamellaceae. Gene Ontology annotation, cellular component: ribosome; cytosolic large ribosomal subunit. Gene Ontology annotation, molecular function: structural constituent of ribosome; large ribosomal subunit rRNA binding. The record is from RefSeq and is a predicted model, not a curated record. The coding region runs from base 1 to 414 and encodes 137 amino acids.
AUGCCUAAAGUUAGCAUUUCCGGAACAAAGUACCGUAUGACUCUCGGUUUACCCGUGGGUGCUGUCAUGAAUUGCGCUGACAACUCUGGUGCUAAGAACUUGUACGUUAUUGCUGUCCGUAACAUCAAGGGUCGUUUGAAUAGACUUCCUGCCGCCGGUGCUGGUGAUAUGGUUGUUGCUUCCGUCAAGAAGGGUAAACCUGAAUUGCGAAAGAAGGUCAUGCCUGCUGUUGUUAUCCGUCAACGUAAGGCCUGGCGUCGUCGUGAUGGUGUCUUCCUUUACUUUGAAGAUAACGCUGGUGUCAUUGUCAACCCCAAGGGUGAAAUGAAGGGCUCUGCUAUUACUGGUCCUGUUGCCAAGGAAUGUGCUGACUUGUGGCCUCGUAUUGCCUCUGCUUCCGGUACCGUUGUUUAA